Molecule: messenger RNA, 2640 nt
Organism: Lathyrus sativus (Indian pea)
Lineage: Eukaryota; Viridiplantae; Streptophyta; Magnoliopsida; Fabales; Fabaceae
Source: the annotation of a GenBank genome assembly
AUGGUUUCUUUUUUAAGAAAGUUAAGAACUUCUUCUGUUCCUCCUAUGGAAACAGAAGAUAGCAUUAGUGAUAGUAGUAACUUUGAAUAUUCUUUUGCUGUUGUUUACGCUGGUCCUCCUCUUAAUCAUUCAAUCCCUGAAAUCCCUACUUUCAAAAUUGAUCAAGUUCCAAUUGCAUCUGUAGCUCCUUCUCUUUCUCAUGAUUUCAAUGUACCUGUUAUUCAACCACUUGGUAAACUUCAUCACAGAAAUAAGCUCAAACACAAAAGAACGACUUCAGGUUCUACUGUUUAUCCUAAUUUAGAAUCUCAUGUAGUUGAAAUUGAAGCAUCAAAAAGUGAUGUUCAUGUUCAUGUUCAUGUUGAUUUGAAUGAGAAUGAGAAUGGAGUUGUUGAUGAUGUUGCUACAAAUUCUGAUACAAAAGAAUCGGAUUCUGGUUCAGGUAUAGGGUUUAGGACUUCUGAGAUUUGUUCAAUAAGUGAAGAAGAAGAAGAAACAGUUAAAACAAAACAUGUCAAACAUCCUUCAGCGGUUACAUUCUGUGACCCUGAAUCGAAUUGCGUGGUAGAAAUCGUAAGUGACGAGUUUUUUGAUUCUCGCAAUGUAAGUGUACCUGUGAAGGCACAUGCAGUUAGAGCAGGAAAAAAAGGGUCUUGUUAUAAGUGUCUUAAAGGGAAUAGUUUAACUGAGAGAGAGAUUUGUAUUGUUUGUAAUGCAAAGUAUUGUAGAUACUGUGUGAUAAGAGCAAUGGGAUCGAUGCCGGAAGGGAGGAAAUGCGUCGGUUGUAUUGGUUAUGGAAUUGAUGAGAGUAAAAGAAGGAAGCUUGGUAAAUGUUCUAGGAUGAUGAAACAGUUGUUGUCUGAGACUAUUGUGGAUCAAAUUAUGGAAGCUGAAAGGCUUUGUGAAGCUAAUCAAAUUCCACCUGAACUUGUUCAAGUUAACUCGCAAAGACUUAAUCGAGAACAACUGAAGUUGUUGCUUCAUUGUGAUCAUCCGCCGAAAGAUCUUAAACCGGGAUCUUAUUGGUAUGAUAAAGCUUCUGGAUUUUGGGGAAAGAAAGGUCAACCACCUUGUGAAAUUAUCAGCCCCCAGUUGGACGUUGGCGGUCGUUUGGAGAAAAAUGCAAGCCACGGAAACACAAACGUGAUGAUAAAUGAUCGUGUGAUUACUAAAAAAGAGAUGUUGAUACUAAAGAUGGCAGGAGUACAAUGCGAAGGAACUCCACACUUUUGGGUUAGUCCCGAUGGAUCGUACCGCGAAGAAGGACAAAAGAACGACAGGGGACGCAUAUGGGACAAGGUUGGAACAAAGGUUGCUUGUGCUAUUCUGUCACUGCCAGUUCCUUCAAAGUCUGCAUCUCUUAACGAUGAAGUUGAAACAGCUAAGAAACUCGGCCUUCAUAAAAAAAUCUUUCAAAAUAUGUUACUCGUCGGUUGUGUCAAUUCUGGAGCAUGCACUAUAUUUAAACAGGCCAAACUUUUAUAUAAUGCUCCUUUCUCCGAAAAUGAGCUUCAAAAUAUCAAGUUGGUGAUUCAAAGCAACCUGUUUACCUACCUUGGUAUACUUCUGGAGGCGCGCCAAGAUUUUGAAGAAGAGAGUUUGCUAGAAAAUAGGAAAAGAUUGUCUUUGGAUGAAUCCACAUCAUCUGGCAAAAAUGUUUAUACAACACCCUAUUCAAUUGGCCAAAGACUGAAAGGUUUCUCAGAUUGGUUACUCAAAUGCAUGCUGUCGGGUAACAUGGAUGCAAUAUUUCCAGCUGCUAUACGCGAAUAUGGGCCAAUGGUAGAGGAGUUGUGGAGGAACGAGGCGAUUCAGGCGACAUACAACAGAAGAAAUGAACUAAAAACGCUACCUAGAAGUGCAAACUAUUUUCUAGACAGGGCUAUUGAAAUUUCCAAGAUAGAUUACGAACCAUCUGAUAUGGACAUCUUAUAUGCCGAGGGGAUGUCGUUACUGAACAGCCUCACAUCAAUGGAAUUUUCAUUUCCAAAGUCAAGCAGAGAGGAGUCUUUGCAUCCCGAUUAUCAACAUGAUUCUUCUCUCAGAUAUCGACUCAUCAGAGUACAUCCUAAAAGCCUCGGAGCAAACUGCAAGUGGUUGGAGAUGUUCGAAGACACCGAUGUCAUUUUGUUCUCAGUCUCCUUAACCGACUAUGACGAGUACAUUGUAGACAGCAAAGGAGUGUCUACAAACAAAAUGUUGGUAUCGAAAAACCUAUUUGAAAACAUCAUCGAUCAUCCGAGUUUCAAGAAGAAGAAAUUUGUUUUGAUACUCACCAAAUUUGAUCUUCUAGAGGAAAAGAUUGAACAUGUUCCACUAAAAAAGUGUGAAUGGUUUUCUGACUUCAAUCCAGUUACAAGUCAUAAUAAAAAAAGAAGUGGUAAUGGUAACAAUGGAACUAUGCCAUCAUUAGCUCAAAGUGCUUUUCAAUACAUUGCUAUCAAGUUUAAGAGAUUGUUCCAUUCUUUCACAGAAAGAAUUCUAUUCGUUUCUUUGGUUACUGGAUUGGAACCUGAUACGAUCGAUGAUGCUCUUAGAUAUGGUAGAGAGGUUAUAGAAUGGGAAAAAUGGGAUCCUUCUAUUGUUAAUGAGAAGUCUGAGAUUACUUCAACAAGUGUUGAAGAGGCAAGUUCUUCAUAA